CAUGACCGAGAAAAUGGCAGCUUCCUUGAAUCUGUUUAUUUACUUACAGAUUCUGUAUAUUUUAAUUACACCAUGUUUUCCAGAUUCUUUGCCACUCAUUAUUAAUACAUGGGGAUUUACAAAUGCCACUCAGAAAGCAUGGAGUAUUAUAAACAAUGGUGGUAAAACAGCUAUGGAUGCUCUGGUUGCUGGAUGUACAGAAUGUGAGAUAUUACAAUGUGACACAACUGUAGGGUAUGGUGGCAGUCCGGAUGAAAUAGGGGAGACAACUCUUGAUGCAAUGGUGAUGGAUGGUAAAACACAAGAUGUAGGAUCUGUAGGAGAUUUACGUGGUAUAAAGAAUGCUAUUGGUGUAGCUAGAGCUGUCAUGGAAUAUACCGAACAUACUUUAAUAGUUGGAGAAUCAGCAUCAAAGUUUGCUGUAGAAAUGGGAUUUACCAAUGAAAGUUUAACUACAAACACAUCUAUAGAAAUGACUAAAAACUGGAAGAAAAAUAACUGUCAGCCUAAUUUUAGACAGAAUGUAGUACCUGAUCCCAAGAAAUCUUGUGGUCCUUAUAAACCUAUACAAAGUAUAUAUAAUACAUAUUCUAAUAGUAGAAUAGAUAAAAAUAUAGGUAAUACUAACCAUGAUACAAUAGGAAUGUUAAUUAUAGAUAAUAAUAAUAAUAUUGUAGCUGGUACAUCAACUAAUGGUGCUAAUCAUAAGAUACCUGGACGUGUUGGUGAUUCACCUAUAGCCGGUGCAGGAGCAUAUGCUAGAAAUAAAGUAGGUGGCGCUACUGCUACUGGUGAUGGUGAUGUAAUGAUGAGGUUCUUACCAAGUUUUAAUGCUGUAAUGUUGUUAGAAUUAGGAUACAGCCCAAAACAAGCUGCAUUAAAAGCUUUAAAUCCAAUUAUACAGUUUUAUCCUUCAUUUGUUGGAGCACUGAUUGUUACAAAUAUUAAUGGUUCUUUUGCUGCAGCAUGUCAUGGCCUACCAAAUGGUUUUCCCUAUUCUGUUAGAAAUACUGAUAUGAAAGAUGUUCAAAUUAUAACAGUUCCCUGUAUUUAAAUAACCUGUUUUACAUCUAGGUUAGCAUAUGUCUAUAAAUUAUAGACAUAUGUCAUUUUAAUAUAUUAAAAUAUGUAUAUAUUCCCUUUAUUUGUUAUCCUUGAAUUAACAGGGCGGGUUUGUUUAUUGAUUAGGUUGCUCCAACAUUGAAACUUAAAUAAAUAGCCCAUUUACCUUUUGCGGAAAUUCAGUUAACGAAAAGCUCUUGAACGAGCUGCGUAACCCAAAUAAACAUUCUGGCCUAUAGAUUAAACCAUAAUAACACAGCGCAAAGCCUAUGUGAAUGAUUAUCCUACUGGCGCUGUUAGAUAAGAAACUUGUCUCUAAUCAAUACCAAAGAGCUUCAGAUAUUAGAUACGGGACUAGAAUAGGCGUUUCUAAGAGUAUUUAUCACAGUAUUUUAUUAUUUGUCACGCAGAUAUAUGAGACGACACUUUUAAGAUAUCUCAAACACAUACGCAAGGCAAUUUGUCAGUCUGAUAUUUGUUUAUAAUUGGGUUGUACAAGAUCUGAAUGUCUGUAUGGUUUUGUUAUAUUUUUGUUGUUGUACGGUAUACCAUAUUAUAUCGUCACAACCUGGAUCACGAUGGUAAUGCGAAUAUUUACUGCACAUGCUGAUCAGUUUGAUAUUAGCUUACAGCGACUUACCGUUUGGUCGUUUACUACUCUCAUUCCGACAAUACUGUUGUUUGUUAAAUUAUAUUUUACAUUUCAAACCUGAAUUAUUGUAUUAAAAGUAUAUUCUCUCGAGUAUAAUUAAGUCAACUAUUCGACCAAAUUCUUACUAAAGUAUAUUUUUAUAACCAGAAAAAAAAUCGAAUUACAGGUCCAAAUAAAUUCAAAUAACGAAUCCGGGACCAUCGAGUCUGCCGUUGAUAUGUAUUUGAGGGAGCCUCGGUGGCACAGUGAUUAGGCGCUGGUUCACUAACCAGGAGUUCGAUUCCGGUGUUGGCCGAGAAAGUUCCCCUGGAUUUUUCAGCGUGGUUUCCCCUUGUCAGCGACGAGGGGCGGUUCCCCUGGGGAGGACAGUGUAAAAUCAUUCAGAUGGAACCAAAACAAACGAGGUCCUGUGUACUAUGUAGGAAACGGGUAAGAGAACCCUCGACAGUUGAAAUUCAAAGUAAAAGUAGGCAAUAGUAUCGCCGCUGUCUGGGCAAUAUUUCCGUCAUAGCACACUGUAUGGCGUACGCCGGUCUUCAUUAGCCCAAUCGAUAUUAAGAAGUGGACGUUAAACCCCAUUUCAUUCAGAUAUCUAUUCGCCUGUAUUACUCACAUGUUGUUCGGUAACAUCCAGGUGAGAAUGUCAAUAGAACUCAAAUUAGAGUCUCUCGAAAAAUAUAAAAUUAUAUAAAUAUAAAUACAUGUAUACCUGGUUGCUAUAAUAGGAUGUGUUUUCCGGUCGGUGGUUAUGUAUUUAGGAUAAUAUAUACAUGUAUUUAAAUCUUGUUUGUUUUUUUACGACAUUUAUUAGAACAUAAAUUCAAUAUUAUAUAUAAUUUGUUUUUUACCAAUAUUGUAUCAUAGGAAUGACGGCAGUGUAUUCAUUUUGAGAUAUUAAACAUUUAUAUUAUA
Molecule: messenger RNA, 2626 nt
Organism: Patella vulgata (common limpet)
Lineage: Eukaryota; Metazoa; Mollusca; Gastropoda; Patellidae
Product: N(4)-(Beta-N-acetylglucosaminyl)-L-asparaginase
Exons: 8
Coding region: 2-1054 (350 amino acids)
Biological process (GO): protein deglycosylation
Cellular component (GO): lysosome
Molecular function (GO): N4-(beta-N-acetylglucosaminyl)-L-asparaginase activity
Source: RefSeq, a predicted model, not a curated record